Pectinophora gossypiella (pink bollworm) is the source of this 4298-nucleotide messenger RNA. Its product is annotated as fatty acyl-CoA reductase wat-like. The coding region runs from base 204 to 1886 and encodes 560 amino acids. Gene Ontology annotation, cellular component: peroxisome. The record is from RefSeq and is a predicted model, not a curated record. Lineage: Eukaryota; Metazoa; Arthropoda; Insecta; Lepidoptera; Gelechiidae. Gene Ontology annotation, molecular function: alcohol-forming very long-chain fatty acyl-CoA reductase (NADP+) activity. Gene Ontology annotation, biological process: long-chain fatty-acyl-CoA metabolic process. The transcript has 14 exons.
UCUUUUCGGCCUCAUAUUUUGGCCCGUUGCAAUAGUGUCCGUUGAACAGUCAUGGCUGACGUUCGCGCCAAUUGACGUUCCGUUUUCACAAAAAAAAGUCUACAUCCGCGAGUGUUGUGCCAGUGUCAAAGUGACAUUUUAUUUUUUCGCGGGAAACUUUUUUAGUUUAGGUAAAAUGUCAACGGCACAGUGAAGAAUUCAAAAUGGCGGCCAUCGAAACUUGCAACAUGACGAAUACCGAAGUGGAAAAUUUGAGAAACCUAAAAAAUUGUGUUAAAAAACAAUUGUUUUUAGAAAAAAGUGCAAAUGACCCGGUGAAAAUUCUAAAUAGUUGUGUAGAUAACCUAUGUAGUGAUAUUAAUAUAAGUCGGGAUGUUAAUUUAAAUGAAACUAGUAGACUGUCGGAAAUUCAACGGUUUUAUCAUGGAAAGAAUAUACUUAUAACCGGAGCUACAGGGUUUCUCGGCAAAAUCCUGGUGGAGAAACUUCUACGUUCGUGUCCUGGAGUGGAGAACUUAUACCUGCUGGUGAGACAGAAGAAGGGGAAGGACAUCUAUACCCGGAUAGAGGAGAUAUUCGAGGAUCCUGUGUUCAACCGGCUAAAACAGGAGGUGCCGAAGUUCCGUCACAAAGUGGUGGUGGUCCCGGCUGACUGCGAAGCGGCGGGUCUAGGGUUGACCAUUAGCGAUCGGCAGAUGUUAGUAGACAAGGUGAACAUAAUUUUCCAUUCGGCAGCAACAGUGAAGUUUGAUGAGCACCUGCGAGCAGCGCUGGUCACCAACGUGAGGGCACCGCUACACCUCCUGCGACUUGCAAGGGACAUGAAGGGACUUGACGUACUGAUGCACAUAUCGACGGCAUACUCAAACUCGCACCUACCCCUCAUCGAGGAGAGGUUCUACUCGUGCGACGCGAACUGUGAGCAGCUGCAUCAGAUGGUCGACAAACUGACAGACAGCGAGAUCGACAACGCUUUACCUACUAUCUUGGGCCCGUGGCCGAACACGUACACAUUUACCAAAGCUCUAGCGGAGAAGGAAUUGAGGGUCAACGCUGGUGGCAUGCCCAUCGGAAUAUUCCGACCGGCCAUAGUGACGUCAACAGCGAAGGAACCAUUAAAAUGUUGGAUCGACAAUAUGUACGGACCCACAGGCGUUUCUGUCGGCAGUGCAACGGGUAUCCUGCGCACCCUGAACUGCAGCGAGUCCGUGACGGCGGAUAUAGUACCAGUGGACCUGGUUGUCAACUGCCUGAUGGUCGCCGCGGCACAUGUCCACAACGCUUACAAACAGAGUACUCCACCGCCGGAGCCGCCCAUCUUUAACUACGUGAGCUCGGUGGAGAACAGAAUCACGUGGGGGGACUUCAUGAAGCAGAACAUGGCCAGGGUGGACCUCCAUCCGUUCUCCAACGCUGUGUGGUACAUCUGCCUGAAGCUGACUCCAUCAGUGCACCUGAACAGGUUCUACAUGUUGUUCCUCCACCUGAUCCCCGCUGCGCUGGUCGACGGGCUGGCCGUGUGUGUGGGGAAGAAGCCAAAAAUGCUGAAGGUGUACCGUAAGAUCCACAAGUUCUCUUCAGUGAUCAGCUACUUCUGCACGCGCGAGAUCCAGUUCUGCAACGUGAGGACCCGAGAACUGUGGGAGAGAACUGCGCCUGACGACCGGAAGAUAUUCCCGUUCAGCAUGUCAGAAGUGCAGUGGAGCGAGUAUUUCGAAGAAUACCUGGCGGGCAUCAGGCGGUACCUGUUCAAGGAAGGAGACAACACGCUGCCACAAGCCAGGAUUAAGUGGAGAAGGUUAUACUAUCUGCAUCAGAUAGUAAGGAUUGUUUUCUACGUCCUGGCUUUGUACGUGUUAUGGAGAACGCUCUCAAUGUUGUUUUAACUAGUUUAUCAUCAUCACCAGCCCAUUAACGUCCCCACUGCUGGGGCACGGGCCUUCCCUAUGGAUGGAUAGGCAGUUCGGGCCUUAAACCAUCACGCGGGCCCAGUGCGGAUUGAUGGUUAUUAACGACUGCUAAUGCAGCCGGGACCAACGGCUUAACGUGCCUUCCGAAGCACGGAGGAACUCGAGAUGAAAACUUUUUUCUUUUUUUUUUGUGGUCACCCAUCCUAUGACCGGCCUUUGCGAAAGUUGCUUUACUUCAACAAUCGCAGACCGAGCGCGUUGACCGCUGCGCCACUGAGCUCCCUAGUUUAUCACCACAACACAAUACAAGCUAGAAGGAAAGAGAGGAAGGGGAAGACCAAGAAGAUCUUACAUGGAACAGAUUAAAGAAAAGGUUACCGUCGUGUCUUAUAGGGAAGUCAAGGUAUUGGCGUUUGAUAGACUGGAAUGGAAAAUGCUACACCGACAAGAGCGUGGCUCUUAAAUUGAUGAUGAUGAUCAUCACAUGGUGAAUACAUUCAAAAUAAACCAUUUUGACGAGAUUUUUGCUAACAUAACCACGCAAUAUCAUUUUGUGAUCACUAGUUUGGUUAGGACAUAGGCUGAUCACCUGAUUGUCCGACAGUAAGAUGAUGCUGUUGGUCCCGGUUGCUACUUACUGAUGUAAGUAUGUAGUCGUUACAUGAGCCAUGUCAGGGGCAUUUGGCGGCUCAAUAAUAACCCUGACACCAGGGUUGAUGAGGCUGGAAUACAUCUCAUAACCCAGUAAAUAGUAACCGGGACCAACGGCUUAACGUGCCUUCCGUAGCACGGAUCAUCUUACUUUCGGAUCUGACUUAAACAUAGACGGCAAGAAGUGGGUGUAUAAUACACCUCUGCCUACCCCUUCCGGGACGGAAGCGUGGUGUUAUGUUAAAUACACCUGCUAUUAAAUAUCGUACAAAUUAUGUGUAUAUCAUAUGUAAGUACUUGACUCAGUUUAAGGCCUUUGACUUUUAACUGUGUAGCUUCGUGUGUAGGUCACUGUGUAGGUCCCACCUCCUAAUUUUAUUUUAAGCUAUACCCGUCAUUUUCUUAUCCGCCGAAAAGGAAAGGGACGGAUGAUUGUCAACAAGUUAAUAUGAAAAUGAAUGAAUAACCCGUGCGAAUAAAAUAGGCGUCUCGCUGGUUUGCAAUCCGUUUGACGUGCUGUCUACUUAAUUCUUCUACUCGUCCCUUUCUUUUUCAACGGAUAAGAAAAUGACAGGUAUAACUUAAAAUAAAAUUAUAUGGCGUCUGCAGGAAUCGGGGUCCAAUACUUAAGUACAUGUUCAAAGCUUGUUUAUUUUUUAUUGGUAAAGCGGAAUUAUGUACUUAUAAAGGAUUCUACCAAUACGGUAAGAAGAAGAAUAUUUCUUUAUAUGGGUUUUAUUUUUGGUGUAUUGUAAAAGUUGGGUUAUAACGGGAUAGAAUUACUCAUAAAAAAUCGCCCCCUGGCGAACUAGAGCGGGUAAGGAGCAUACUCCACCACGCUGCUCCACUGCGGGUUGGUGGAGAAACAUCCAAUCAACUGAAAAGUUCAUUUUGAUUUGAUUUGGUUUAGCCAUAACAUAAACAGCCCAUAUAAGUCCCACUUCCAUCAACCUGAGAGGGUAUGCAGCAUACUCCACCACACUGCUCCACUGCGGGUUGGUCUAGCCAUUACAUCAAAAAAAUGACAAUAUUAGCAUCCCAUAAUCUCUUAAAUUCAUAUUUUUAUUCAGUUAUUACGUAUGUACAUUAUAAGUUUCGGGUAGAACCAUAAACAUUUUACAAAAUAUUUAAACAACAUACAACCAAAACAUAUUUUUAAGAUUCAACUGUAAUUAAUUAAUUAUCGGCUCAAAUAGUAGUAAUUAUUGUAAAUUUAGUUGUGUUAUUGAUAAAAAUAUUAUUAAUUAUAUUGAUUGGAAUGAAAGCAGGAUAGAGAUAUAGUACAUCGCAUAGUACGAAAGGGACGUGAGAUAUGUCUCUUUCGCACUAACGGUAUACAGCUUAGUACCUACGAAAGAGAUGAGAGAUGUAUAAGUACCUAUCUCUUUCUGAUGCUUUCUUACUUUAACGGAAAUCAUGAAAAUAAUAUUCUUCAAAAGGACUUAAGAUUAAUACCUACCGUUUUAAUUUCUUAAUCUUUUCAGAUAAAAUAGUAAUAAGUUAUUAUAAUAAUAAUGUAAGCGAACAAAAUACAUUUAUAUAUUUUUAUACGAAUGUUGAUUUUUAAUAAAAUAUUCCUAACAUUUGUCAAAAUUCCAAACAAAAUCCAAAGAUUUUGAGACAAACAAUACGGCAAGCUUUUGAAAUAUCUUAUUUUUUUAUUAUUUAAGUAAAAGUGAAUUUUGAUUUUUGUUACGAUUUUUUUACUCUUAUUUUUGAAAUAAAGUUAUUUUUAUA